GCAGCACCAUUCGCUAUUUGGUGCACAAGCACCGGUUGCCAAUAUAAUUAAAAUUACUUUUACACAAAUAAAACAAGCAAAACAACGUGAAUCAAACACUGCGACAGGCUAAUAAUAACCGCCAGAGAGGGGUAAGCUAAAGCGCAGCGCAAUUUGACCAACAACGAGGAAGAGCGGUAGGAAAAGCGGGGAAAGGCGAAAAAUAACUGGAGGAAAAUGGACCUGCUGGACUCGAUACUGAAUGCCAUGGACGCUCCGCCAGCGGCGGACGAGCGACAGAAGACGCUCAUUAAAAAGCAGCGCGAAAUGAUGGAGCGCAUGCAGAACAAACAAAAGGAGGAGUUACUCCGCUUUAGAAAAUAUGUCGAAGAAAGAAUGGGGCGGUUCGCCAAGGACGACAGACUAUGCAUCGAGUUCCAGCCGCUGGACAAGGUUCAUCGAUCGGUGAUCCACGAAAUAGCCGAAAACGGCGGCUUCAUAGCCAUGAGUUUCGGCCGUGAGGAUGUCGAUCGACAUUCGGUGGUUUACAAAAAGGAAAACGCUCCCAGCGAGGAUGAAGUGACGGCACGCCGUAAUGGCGAAGGCUGGAAUGCGGAUAUAGCCAAAGAAUAUGCGGAGCGGCGAAAAGAUCGAUUGGCCCAAGAGCAAAUCGACAAGGAGGCCGCCACCUCCGAAGCUAGUUCCUCUUCCACAUCCGGCGAUGCGAAUGGUGGCGAGGUGAAACCCACAAGCAAUUACAAGGCCAAGUACGCCCACCUAAUCGGUGAGUCAGCUGCUUUACAAGCAGCCCGCAAAACGGAGACCAACCAAAGCUAUGGAUUCGUGCCCAGCAAGAACAAGAAGGACAUGCGAUCCAUCGAACAGACGCUAGCCGAUAUUCAGGCAAAAAAGCGUCUUCGCCUUCAACAGCAACAGGAACAAGAGCAAGUGCAUCAACCAGAGGCCUCCACAUCCACAGCAGAAGAUCCGUGAAAAUGCUAGGACAUAAUUAGAGCAUACAUAAAUCGCUCGCUUAAUGCAAACUCGUAGAUCAAGAACUAAGAUAUUUUAAACUAAUGGUGCAGAUAUAUUUUGGUGUUUUAGUUAACUACUUUUUCAAAUGUUUUUCAACCAUUUUGUUAAUCAUUUUAGAUAGUUCUAUUCUUAAACUUUGUCUUAAAGUCAAA
Messenger RNA from Drosophila bipectinata, 1166 nucleotides. RefSeq names its product sperm-associated antigen 7. Gene Ontology annotation, molecular function: nucleic acid binding. The record is from RefSeq and is a predicted model, not a curated record. NCBI's taxonomy places the organism in Eukaryota, Metazoa, Arthropoda, Insecta, Diptera, Drosophilidae.